CAGUCCACAAACCCAACACCCUCGUACCUCGUCGACCACCCGCUCGGGAGGCCUAUCGCAGCAGGGAUAGGCUCCUGCAUGGUGAAGGACCACCCUGCGCAUGCGCGCGACGUCCCGGGACGAGGACUGACUCUGCUCGCGCCCCCUCCCCGUCGCACAGCCCCGCUCAACCUCUUCCUCCCGCCCACCACCUUCCCCCGAGUACACCACCCACCAUGGCGGCCGACCUUCCGCUCGCGCUGAGCAUCAGCUUCGCGCCCGAGUCGUCGACCAUCUCGAUGACGCUCUUCAACCAGCCCGAGGCGUCCAAGCCGGCCCUCCCGCUCGAGUUCAAGUACCAGUACAACCCGUCGACGCCGUACGCGCCCAUCCACGAGGUCACCGACGACCGCAAUGCCCGCAUCAAGCAGCACUACUGGGACCUGUGGAACCUGUCGGACGACAAGACGCAGGCGUUCAACCAGCUCAAGGUGUCGGACUCGUUCGAGGGCGAGCUCGUCGAGAUCAACGCCGACGACAUCGAGUCGUUCUGCCGCGUCGUCGGCAUCGACGGCGAGGCGUACAAGCAGACGUACAAGGCCGGCAUGGAGGUCCCGCUCGACUUUGCCAUCAAGCUCAGCUGGAAGAGCAUCAUGAAGCCGAUCUUCCCGUCCGAGGUCGACGGCGACCUGCUCAAGCUCGUCCACCUGUCGAACGGCUUCCGCGUCCUCCCCGGCGCGCCGACGCUCAAGGUCGGCGACGUCGUCACGACCUCGUCGCGCAUCGACUCGAUCACCAACUCGGACACGGGCAAGACGGUGUCGGUCCGCGGUACGGUCUACCUGUGCUCGACGGCCGACGCCAAGGGCAAGGACAACGCGACGGCCGACCGCGUCCCGAUCAUCGAGGUCUCGUCGUCGUUCUUCUACCGCGGCAAGUUCAACGACUUUGCCCAGACGUUCUCGCGCAUCGAGCACCCGACCUACGCCGUCCCGCUCAAGACGCCCGAGAGCAUCGCCGUCCUCAUCUCGAAGGAGUGGUUCCAGUGGGACGACGACUCGAAGCCGCCCAAGGCCGGUACGACGCUCGAGUUCCGCGUCGAGUCCAACUACGUGUGGGCCGACAAGACGUCGUACGCGACGGCGACGUGCACCGGCGGCGCCUACAUCAUCACGCCCGAGCUCAAGCUCGCCGUCAAGGUGGCCACGAUCGACUUCUCGUCCGAGGGCGAGGGCGUCAUCAAGGGCAACCCGGUCCUCGAGUACCUCAAGCGCCACGGCACCCCGCUCGAGCAGCCCAUCAUGCUCGAGAACGGCGGCUACUCGCUCACGGCGCCCGGCCAGUGCGUCUUCACGACGCCGGCGUCCAACCUCGACUACUCGUUGACCUCGGGCGACACGAACCCGAUCCACACGAACCCGUACUUUGCGUCGCUCGCGUCGCUCCCGGGCACCAUCACGCACGGCAUGCACUCGUCGGCGCGCACGCGCAAGUACGUCGAGCAGGUCGUCGCCGACAACGUCGGCGCGCGCGUGCGCAAGUACGAGGUCGGCUUCACGGCCAUGUGCCUCCCGUCGCGCAAGAUGGAGGUCCGCCUCAAGCACAUCGGCAUGACGACCGGCGGCGAGCGCCUCAUCAAGGUCGAGACGGUCGACGUCGAGGCCGGCAACGUCGUCCUGUCGGGCACGGCCGAGGUCGCCCAGGCGCCGACCGCGUACGUGUUCACCGGCCAGGGCUCGCAGGAGCCCGGCAUGGGCAUGGAGCUGUACAACUCGUCGCCCGUCGCGCGCGCCGUCUGGGACGAGGCCGACCGCCACCUCGGCGAGGUGUACGGCUUCUCGAUCCUCGAGAUCGUGCGCACCAACCCCAAGGAGAAGACGGUCCACUUCGGCGGCCUCAAGGGCCAGGCGACGCGCCAGAAGUACAUGGACAUGACCUACACGACGACCGACACGGACGGCAACGUCAAGACGCUCCCCCUCUUUGGCGACAUCGACCUGCGCACGUCGCGCUACACGUUUUCGUCGCCGACCGGCCUCCUGUACGCGACCCAGUUCGCCCAGAUCGCGCUCGUCGUCACCGAGAAGGCGGCGUUCGAGGACAUGCGCGCCAAGGGCCUCGUCCAGCACGAUUGCGCGUUCGCCGGCCACUCGCUCGGCGAGUACUCGGCCCUCGCGUCCAUCGCCGACAUCCUGCCCAUCUCGGCCCUCGUCGACGUCGUCUUCUACCGCGGCAUCACGAUGCAGCGCGCCGUCGAGCGCGACUCGCUCAACCGUUCGAGCUACGGCAUGGUCGCCGUCAACCCGAGCCGCAUCGGCAAGUCGUUCGGCGAUGCCGCCCUGCGCGAGGUCGUCGACACGAUCGCGCGCCGCGGCAACAUCCUCAUCGAGGUCGUCAACUACAACGUCGAGGGUCAGCAAUACGUCGUCGCCGGCCACCUCGUCGCGCUCCAGUCGCUCACCAACGUCCUCAACUUCCUCAAGAUCCAGAAGAUCGACCUCGUCAAGCUCACCGAGACCAUGUCGCUCGAGCAGGUCAAGGAGCACCUGUGCGACAUCGUCGACGAGUGCGUCGAGAAGGCGCGCGAGCUCCAGGCCAAGACGGGCUUCAUCACGCUCGAGCGCGGGUUCGCCACGAUCCCGCUCCCCGGCAUCGACGUGCCGUUCCACUCGCGCUACCUGUGGGCCGGCGUCAUGCCUUUCCGCACCUACCUGUCGAAGAAGGUCAACCCGGCCCACUUCAACGCCGACCUCCUCGUCGGGCGCUACAUCCCCAACCUGACGGCCGUCCCGUACGAGGUCUCCAAGGAGUACGCCGAGCGCAUCCACGCCCAGACGAGCUCGCCCCGCCUCAACAAGAUCCUCAAGGCGUGGGACGAGGAGAGCUGGGGCGCGCCCGAGAACCGCAACAAGCUCGGCUACGCCAUCCUCAUCGAGCUCCUGUCGUACCAAUUCGCGUCGCCGGUCCGCUGGAUCGAGACGCAGGACAUUCUCUUCAAGGAGUUCAAGUUCGAGCGUCUCGUCGAGCUCGGCCCGUCGCCGACCCUCACGGGCAUGGCCACCCGCACCCAGAAGCUCAAGUACGACGCCCACGACUCGGCCCUCGGCGUCAAGCGCGUCAUCUACUGCAUCGCCAAGAACCAGAAGGAGAUCUACUACCUCCACGACGACGUCGCCGGCGGUGACGACGCUCCCGCUCCCGCCGCCGCCGCGCCGGCUGCGCCCGCCCCGAGGGCCGCCCCGGUCGCCGCUGCGCCUCCUCCGCCUGCGCCUGUCGCCGCCGCCGCCGGCCCGGCCGCGUCGGUCGCCGACGAGCCGCUCAAGGCCGCCGUCGACACGCUCCGGGCCAUCAUCGCGCAGAAGCUCAAGAAGCAGAUUCCGGACGUCCCGCUCGGCAAGUCGAUCAAGGACCUCGUCGGCGGCAAGUCGACGCUCCAGAACGAGAUCCUCGGCGACCUCCAGGGCGAGUUCUCGUCGGCCCCGGAGAAGGGCGAGGAGCUCCCGCUCUCCGAGCUCGGCGCCGCGCUCAACCAGGGCUACCCCGGCACGCUCGGCAAGUACACGACGGGCCUCGUGUCGCGCAUGGUCGGCGCCAAGAUGCCCGGCGGGUUCGGCCUCGCCGCCGUCAAGGGCCACCUCAACAAGGCGCACGGCCUCGGGCCCGGCCGCACCGACGGCGCGCUCCUCGUCGCGCUCACCAAGGAGCCCGAGAAGCGUCUCGGCAGCGAGGCCGAGGCCAAGACGUGGCUCGACGGCGUCGCGGCGGCGUACGCCUCGCAGGCCGGCGUGUCGCUCGGCGCGGCCGGCGGCGGCGGCGGCGGCGGCGGCAUGAUGGGCGGCAUGAUGGUCGACACCGAGGCGCUCGACAAGCUCCAGGCCAAGCAGGACACGUUCGUCGAGCAGCAGGUCGAGGUCUUCCUGCGCUACCUCGGCAAGGACUCGCGCGACGGCCACCGCCUCGCCGACCUCCAGAAGGCCGAGGUCGCCGCGCUCCAGAGCCAGCUCGACGCCAUCUCGCGCGAGCACGGCGAGGCGUACGUCCAGGGCAUCCAGCCCGUCUUUACGCCGCUCAAGGCGCGCCACUUCAACUCGUCGUGGAACUGGGUCCGCCAAGACGCCCUCACCAUGUGGAUGGACAUCCUCUUUGGCCGCCUCACGACCGUCGACCGCGACAUCACGGCGCGCUGCCUCGUCAUCAUGAACCGCGCCGACCCGGCCCUGAUCGACUACAUGCAGUACACGAUCGACAACUGCCCGACUGAGCGCGGCGAGAAGUACGUCCUCGCCAAGCAGUUCGGCCAGACGCUCCUCGACAACUGCCGCGAGAUGAUCGGCCAGGCGCCGCUGUACAAGGACGUCACCUUCCCGACCGCGCCCAAGACGAGCAUCUCGGCCAAGGGCGACAUCAUCGUCGAGGAGGUCAACCGCGAGGGCGUGUCGCGCCUCGAGAAGUACGUCGCCGAGAUGGCGGCCGGCUCCAAGGUGACGGUCCAGAGCGUCAACCUCGACAAGGUCCAGGAGCAGGUCGAGAAGCUGUACAAGCUCGUCAAGUCGCAGCCGCAGAUCUCGAAGCAGCACAUGACGUCGAUCAAGUCGUUGUACGCCGAGGUCGUCCGUGGUCUCGGCAAGGACGCGCCGCCGCCGUCGGCGCACAAGAUUGGCGGCCGCACCCGUCGCCCGUCGAGCCAGUUCCUGCGCCCGGCCGCCGUCCCCGACGCGACCUUCCUCCCCGAGGACAAGCUGCCGCUCCUGCACCUCAAGCGCAAGAUCGGCCACGAGUGGCAGUACUCGAGCAAGCUCACGUCGCUGUACCUCGACAUCCUCAAGGAGAUCGCGACGUCGGGCGUCACGUUCGAGCACAAGAACGCCCUCAUGACGGGCGUCGGCAAGGGCUCGAUCGGCAUCGAGAUCGUCAAGGGCCUGCUCGCUGGCGGUGCGCGCGUCGUGAUCACGACCUCGCGCUACUCGCGCUCGACCGUCGAGUACUACCAGGCCAUCUACCAGGAGUGCGGCUCCAAGGGCUCGUCCCUCACGGUCGUCCCGUUCAACCAGGGCUCGAAGCAGGACGUCGAGGCCCUCAUCGACUACAUCUACAGCAAGGACAAAGGUCUCGGCAUGGACCUCGACUACAUCCUCCCGUUCGCCGCCCUGCCCGAGAACGGUCGCGAGAUCGACGGCAUCGACGACCGCUCCGAGCUCGCGCACCGCAUCAUGCUCACCAACCUGCUGCGCCUCCUCGGCGCCGUCAAGAGCAAGAAGGCGGCCCUCAAGCUCACGACGCGCCCGACCGAGGUCGUCCUCCCGCUGUCGCCCAACCACGGCUUGUUCGGCAACGACGGCCUGUACUCCGAGUCCAAGAUCUCGCUCGAGACGCUCUUCAACCGCUGGAGCUCCGAGUCGUGGGGCGAGUACCUGUGCAUCGCCGGCGCCGUCAUCGGUUGGACUCGCGGCACGGGCCUCAUGAACGCGACCAACUCGGUCGCCGAGGGCAUCGAGGCGCAGGGCUGCCGCACGUUCUCGGCCAAGGAGAUGGCGUUCAACAUCCUCGGCCUCAUGCACCCGCUCGUGUUCGACGUCGCGCAGAUUGAGCCCGUCUGGGCAGACCUCAACGGCGGCAUGGACCGGCUCCCGGACCUCGCCAACCUCACGACCGACAUCCGCACCAAGCUCAACCUCACGGCCUCGACCCGUCGCGCCAUCGCCAAGGACAACGCGAUCGACUACAAGGUGCAGCACGGCCCCCAGGCCGAGCAGAUCCACCAGCAGAUCACGGUCGCGCCGCGCGCCAACUUCUCGCUCCCGUUCCCCGAGCUCAAGCCGGUCGACGCCUCGUCCGAGCUGGCCAAGCUGCGCGGCCUGAUCGACCUCGACAAGGUCGUCGUCAUGACGGGCUACGCCGAGGUCGGCCCGUUCGGCUCGUCGCGCACGCGGUGGGAGAUGGAGGCGAACGGCACCUUCUCGAUCCAGGGCACGCUCGAGCUCGCGUACGUCAUGGGCCUUAUCAAGCACUUCGACGGGCGCCUCAAGAGCGGCGCGCUGUACGUCGGCUGGGUCGACGCCAAGACGAACGAGCCGCUCGACGACAAGGACGUCAAGGCCGCCUACGAGAAGCACAUCCUCGCCCACACGGGCAUCCGCCUCAUCGAGCCCGAGCUGUUCGGCGGCUACGACCCCAAGAAGAAGGGUUUCACGCAGGAGAUCGAGAUCCAGCACGACCUCGAGGCGAUCGAGGCGAGCGAGGAGGACGCGGCACGGUUCAAGCGCGAGCACGGCGCCAUGGUCGACGUGUACGAGGACGAGGGCAAGUCGUUCGUCAAGUUCAAGAAGGGCGCCAAGCUCCACAUCCCCAAGGCCGUCGUCUUUGACCGCGUCGUCGCAGGCCAGAUCCCGACCGGCUGGUCGCACAAGGCGUUCGGCAUCCCGGACGACAUCGCGUCGCAGGUCGACCGCACCGCUCUCUGGGCCCUCGUCUCGGUGUCCGAGGCGCUCGUCAUGGCCGGCAUCACCGACCCGUACGAGCUGUACAAGUACGUGCACCCGAGCGAGGUCGGCUCGUCGCUCGGCUCGGGCAUGGGCGGCAUCACGUCCAUCUCGAAGAUGUUCCGCGACCGUCGCGAGGAGAAGGACGUCCAGAAGGACAUCCUCCAGGAGACCUUCAUCAACACGGUCGCCGGCUGGGUCAACCUGCUCCUCCUGUCGUCGUCGGGCCCGAUCAAGAUCCCGGUCGGCGCGUGCGCCACCGCGCUCCAGUCGGUCGAGAUCGCGUGCGACACCAUCCUGAGCGGCAAGGCCAAGAUCAUGAUCGCUGGCGGCUACGACGACUUCUCCGAGGAGGGCUCGUACGAGUUCGCCAACAUGAAGGCGACGUCCAACAGCGAGACCGAGUUCGCCGCCGGCCGCGAGCCGAACGAGAUGUCGCGCCCGACGACGAGCACCCGUGCCGGCUUCAUGGAGUCGAUGGGCUGCGGCGCCCAGGUCCUCAUGUCGGCGCAGACCGCCAUCUCGAUGGGCGCGACCAUCUACGGCAUCGUCGCCUACACGGCCACCGCGACCGACAAGGCCGGUCGCUCGAUCCCUGCUCCGGGUCGCGGCGUCAUGGGCACCGCUCGCGAGGUCAAGUCCAAGUACCCGUCGCCCAUCCUCGACGUCACGUACCGCCGCCGCCAGCUCGAGUUCCGCCGUCACCAGAUCUCGCAGUGGUUCGAGAACGAGACUCAGCUCCUCAAGAUGGAGGUCGACUCUCGCGCCGGCGAGGAGCUCCCCAAGGACUUCGUCGGCGAGCGCUUCGCCGCCAUCGAGCGCGAGGCCAAGCGCCAGGAGUCCGAGGCCCUCAACACGUACGGCAUGCUCGCCGGCUCGGACCCGUCGAUCGCGCCCAUGCGCCGCGCUCUCGCCGUCUGGGGCCUCACGAUCGACGACGUCGGCGUCGCUUCGUUCCACGGCACGUCGACUGUCGCCAACGACAAGAACGAGUCGAACGCGUACAACGAGCAGUUCAAGCACCUCGGUCGCGCCAAGGGCAACGCCGUGCCCGUCAUCGCGCAAAAGUGGCUCACCGGCCACCCCAAGGGUGGCGCCGCCGCCUGGAUGCUCAACGGCAUCGCGCAGUGCAUCCUGAGCGGCCUCGUGCCGGGCAACCGCAACGCCGACAACGUCGGCGAGGAGCUGCGCGCCUUCGAGUACCUCCUGUACCCGUCCAAGUCGAUCCAGACCGACGGCAUCAAGGCCGGCCUCCUCACGUCGUUCGGCUUCGGCCAGGUCGGCGGCCAGGCGCUCAUCAUCCACCCGAGCUACCUCAUCGGCUCGCUCGAGCCCGAGCAGUUCGCGGCGUACAAGGACAAGAACGACGUCCGCCGCAAGGCCUCGUACCGCCGCUUCAACGACUUCAUGUCGAUCGGCAAGCUCGUCGUCAUCAAGGACGGCUCGCCCUUCUCGGCCGAGCAGGAGAACCCGACGCUCCUCAACCCGCUCGUGCGCGCCGUCGAGGACGGCAAGGGCUCGUUCACGAUGCCCAAGGUCUUCCCGACCGCGCUCGCGGCGGCCAAGUCGACCAACGCCGACAUCGCCCACAAGCUCAUCACGACCGCCACCGACGCCGUGCACGGCGUCGGCACCGACGUCGAGCUCAUCAGCGCCCUCCCGAUGAGCGAGUCGUUCAUCUCGCGCAACUUUACCGAGGGCGAGAUCGCCUACUGCCAGGCCGCCGCCGACCCUCGCGCGUCGUUCGCCGCUCGCUGGAGCUCGAAGGAGGCCGUCUUCAAGAGCCUCAAGACGCAGAGCAAGGGCGCCGGCGCGUCGCUCAAGGACGUCGAGGUCGUCUCGACGCCGACCGGCCCGCAGGUCGAGCUCCACGGCGAGGUCAAGGCCAUCGCCGACAAGGCCGGCAUCAAGAGCUUCGAGCUCAGCAUGUCGCACAGCGACGACACGGCCGUCGCCGUCGUCAUCGCUCGCUCGUAGACGAGAGCAGGAGCGUAGAAGAUCGAAUAGAGGAGGCGAGAGGAGACGAGGGGGAGGAGGAGGACGAGGGGUUCUGGCUUAGUCGUUCUGGAACCGCAGCUUUCUGUUCGAUGCAUCG
Molecule: messenger RNA, 8553 nt
Organism: Rhodotorula graminis WP1
Lineage: Eukaryota; Fungi; Basidiomycota; Microbotryomycetes; Sporidiobolales; Sporidiobolaceae
Exons: 17
Coding region: 216-8435 (2739 amino acids)
Biological process (GO): long-chain fatty acid biosynthetic process
Cellular component (GO): fatty acid synthase complex
Molecular function (GO): 3-oxoacyl-[acyl-carrier-protein] synthase activity; holo-[acyl-carrier-protein] synthase activity; magnesium ion binding
Source: RefSeq, a predicted model, not a curated record